Pelobates fuscus (common spadefoot toad) is the source of this 4636-nucleotide messenger RNA. It is a transcript of the gene PRKCZ, whose product is annotated as protein kinase C zeta. Gene Ontology annotation, biological process: protein phosphorylation. Gene Ontology annotation, cellular component: cytoplasm; nucleus. Bases 189 to 1967 code for a protein of 592 amino acids. The transcript has 19 exons. Lineage: Eukaryota; Metazoa; Chordata; Amphibia; Anura; Pelobatidae. The record is from RefSeq and is a predicted model, not a curated record. Gene Ontology annotation, molecular function: protein binding; ATP binding; protein serine/threonine kinase activity.
GGUUCUCCUCAGACGGGUCGGUUUGGACUUUUUCCCGCGGAGUUUUGUCCCGGGAGCCGGCUGGCUGUGUGUGGAGUUGACCUUGUCUGAUCGCUAUACCUCAUGUUUAUAUCUGUGAACUAUUUUUCUGAGUGAUCUGUAGUGUUCGGUUUCGUUUGACAAGUGCAACACUGGAAAAAUCAAAUAUAAUGCCAAGCAGGAUGGGGUCGAAAAUGGAUUUAUCAAAAGACUACAUCAAGAUGAAAGCACACUACAACGGAGACAUUCUGAUCACACGCUUGGGAGCAUCGAUGAGUUAUGAUGAGCUGUGCGAAGAAGUGAGAGAAAUGUGCAGCUUAAAUCAGAGACAGCCAAUAACAUUGAAAUGGAUUGAUGAUGAAGGCGAUCCAUGCACGAUUUCAUCCCAAAUGGAACUGGAAGAAGCUUUUCGUCUGUAUUCUAUCUACAAAGAAGAAGGCCUCGCUAUUCAUGUGUUUCCAAGCAUCCCAGAAAGACCAGGGAUGCCUUGCCCAGGAGAAGACAAAUCAAUCUACCGUCGAGGGGCCAGAAGAUGGAGGAAGCUCUACCGAGUGAAUGGGCAUCUGUUUCAAGCCAAACGCUUUAACAGAAAAGCCUACUGUGGCCAGUGCAGUGAAAGGAUAUGGGGCCUUGGGAGGCAAGGCUACAAGUGUAUCAACUGCAAACUACUCGUCCAUAAACGCUGUCACGUAUUCGUCCCACUGACCUGUAAGAAGCAUAUGGAUCCGGUCAUGCCUUUCCAGGAGCCGCACGUAGAUGAAAAAAGUGAUGACACGGAUAUUCCUUCUGAAGAGACUGAUGGAAUUUCUAUUAUCCCUCCACCUCGGAAACAUGAGUCACGGAAGGAUAAUUCUGAGGACCUCAAGCCAGUCAUCGAUGGAAUGGAUGGAAUUAAAAUCUCACAGGGACUGGGACUUGAAGACUUUGAUUUGAUUAGAGUGAUCGGAAGGGGAAGCUAUGCCAAAGUUCUUCUAGUGCGGUUAAAAAAAAACGACCAGGCUUAUGCCAUGAAAGUGGUGAAGAAGGAACUUGUGCACGAUGAGGAGGAUAUUGACUGGGUGCAGACUGAGAAACAUGUAUUUGAACAAGCCUCGAAUAAUCCUUUCCUAGUUGGGUUACAUUCCUGCUUUCAGACGCCGAGUCGGUUGUUUUUAGUGAUUGAGUAUGUGAAUGGAGGAGACCUUAUGUUUCAUAUGCAACGACAAAGAAAGCUUCCUGAGGAACAUGCCAGGUUUUAUGCUGCUGAAAUAUGUAUUGCUCUGAAUUUUCUGCACGAACGAGGCAUCAUUUACAGGGACCUGAAGUUGGACAAUGUCUUGUUAGAUGCAGAGGGUCACAUCAAAUUAACGGAUUAUGGCAUGUGCAAGGAGGGCCUCGGGCCAGGGGAUACUACAAGCACUUUUUGCGGCACUCCAAAUUACAUUGCUCCUGAGAUCCUCCGGGGAGAAGAGUAUGGGUUCAGUGUGGACUGGUGGGCACUGGGCGUCCUGAUGUUUGAAAUGAUGGCUGGAAGAUCCCCGUUUGAUAUCAUUACUGACAAUCCAGAUAUGAACACUGAAGAUUAUCUUUUCCAAGUUAUCCUGGAGAAGCCAAUUAGGAUCCCUAGAUUCCUCUCUGUAAAAGCAUCACACGUCUUAAAGGGAUUUUUAUGUAAGGAUCCCAAAGACAGACUCGGGUGCCAGCCGCACACUGGAUUUUCUGAUAUCAAAUCACACACAUUUUUCCGCAGUAUAGACUGGGAUACGCUGGAGAAGAAGCAGGUCCCUACUCCAUUCAAGCCUCAAAUCAAAGAUGACUUUGGUUUGGAUAAUUUUGACACACAGUUUACCAGUGAACCUGUGCAGCUCACACCAGAUGAUGAAGAUGUUAUAAAACGAAUAGACCAAUCUGAAUUUGAAGGUUUUGAAUACAUUAACCCAUUGCUGCUCUCAACAGAGGAGACUGUAUGAAGGAUUAAACUUUCUCAAUGGACAAAUAAUGUGAUUGAUCCCGAACUUCUAUCCUUAACUACAGUAUAUGCAUGCGAGGCUGGAAAACUGAUGCAAAGUUCCGAGUAAAGGCCACUGCUACAUGAUUUGCUGCUGGAUAUCAGCCACAAGGGAGAUAUUGGCAGUGGAUUUCUCCCUGAGCAGUAGCCUACGCUCUUACUCAGCCAGAGAUUGUCUGCAUAGAGAAACAGGAGAGAUUCACUUUUUGUGCCUGCCUCAUGAAGGAUCUACAGUGUGUGUUUGUUCCAUCUCCCAGAAGGGACUCUGUGUGCGGAGAAACUCUUUAUUUAAGGCAAUCACGCAAGCAAGUCGCUUCCAUUAGUGCAUUAGUAGCAGUGUGCUUCAGUCCUCAGAAACCAGAUGAAGAAAAAAUGAAUAAAAGAAUAAAUGCAAGUCAAAGAACUGGCCACUCUGGGCUGAUAACCUUUCUCCUCCUGUCCCCGGCAAUGUGGCACUAGUAAAUCUAAUUUCUAAAAUGAAGGGAAGCUGUGUUUUAUUGGAUACUUAAGAAAACUAAAACACCUAAUAUAUUAGUAGUGGAGUUGGAAGAGCUGGAUGCCAGAAAAUGUGAAAGCAUGAUUUGUGCAGGAGAUACUGAGUAAUAUCCCUUUACGAUUGAUUAGGUGAUUGAUUAGAAUAAAUGAACUUGGACAGUGGGGGGGAAAUACAAAAUUAAUAAAAUAGCACAGCAAUAUUGCACUUUUAUUUUUGGAACAAACGGGGUGCAGUAGCGGCAAUAACAAACCAAAACUAAUAGCUGGGAGGAGAAAACAAAUUUGCACAUUGAAUGGCUUUCUGGAAAUCAAAAAUGUAAUGUGCCUAACUCUUAGCUUGUAGUGUAUGACAUUUUGCUAAUUUUAUCGGCUCUUAUGCAGUAUUCAGUGAAGACAAACCACUCAGCCAUAGAAUCUAAAAAAAUACAUCCAUUCCUUAGCCUUAACAGGUGAAGAAGAAAAAAAUGACACUCAAUACUCUUACCAUGCUUUUUUUUCCCUGCGCAAGCACACAUUUUUCUAGAUGUUUAGUUGAUAAAAAGCUUUAUUUAUUUUGUAUCUUUUAGCUCUUGGUGGAGAACGAGAGCCUGACCAUUAAAUAUUCACAUUGGAAGUUGGGCCAAGGGACCAGGCAAUGAAAGUUGUUUUUGCACUUUUCCUGUGAUGUGUAUAUAUUAAAAACAAACUGAUGUCUGUACCCGGUCAUAAAUCCGUGUGCUCUGUAAGCUUAAUAUCUAGAACAGGGAAAUCUUACCAGAGCACUACACACAUUUGUGAACUAUAUUCCCAUGAUGCUUGCGAAUUGAGUUCAUAAACAUCUGUUAUGUCAAGGUUAGUGAUCCCUGAUUUACCCAAAACCUCCCAUUGAGUCACCUUCAAAAUGGUUCAGACUUGCUUGCAGUCAUCUUCCCAAAUUCAAAGUCAGCUUAAUAUAGCAUUAUAAAGGCAAUUAAAUUAGAUAGUUUUCCACAAGUGAAAAACCUAUAUAUGGACUGCUACCACCCUAAAUACACUGUCUAUCUUGGCAAUUUCUAACUGAACAUUAAAUAAAUUUGAAAGACUGACGCACUUUUAAUGUCCUUUUCCUAAAAUUAACACUCACUAAGGGUUGCAUGUAGAGGAGGGUUUGGGGCAAAGUUCUAAGAAUAGAGAAAUGCUUACAAACAUGGUUUCCACGGUGAUUCCAUGAAGAGGUUUGUCCUGAAAUUCUCUGUACAAAUAUCACCCAAGUUUCAUAGAUGAAUACUAUCAAGUCUGAAGCAAAUGACCUCUCUGUCUUUAUCACCUUAAUUUAUACAUACUAGUUUGUAAUUUUAAAUAUACAAUAUUAAAUCAAAGUAUAUCAUUCCUAUGAUGAUUUUACAGAUACAUAUUUUAAUUGUAAAGAAAAGAAAUCCUAUGUUUUAGACGCUACGAACAUACUGUAUACUUCAUUAUUUAUGCUACCAAACACAAAAUGUAACUGACUUAGAGAUGGUGGGCUGUGUGUUAGUCAUCCAUCCAGCACUUAAGGGGUUAAGACCAAAUUGUAUUGUUAGGUGUGUUUUGUUUUGUUGUUUCCUUUAUUGUCCAUUUGUAAUUUAUAAUCAUGCAGCUGUGCAUGCGAUGCCUUUGUGCACAGCCAGUAAGACCAAACCGCAUCAAGGAAGGUGUUUUACAUCUUUACAUCUUGGUCCUACAUAACGUCACACAGCUGUUUUUGUUAACAGAUGUAUAUUUGCAGAAAGUUUAAUGAGAAUACUUGAUUUUAUACAUUUAAUUUAAGGCAUUACAAAUGUCCCUGUGUUGCCAAAUAGUUUUGUUGCUCAUAUGCAAAUGUGUGAAGAAAAAAAUGUUGUUCACGAUGAAAGGGGGAUUUUUUUAAUAUAUAAUGAAGGCUGUAAUUAAUUGUGUGGUUUGAGGAGGGGGGGCUAAUAUAUGACAAAUAUGGCUUGGGUAAUUAGUUGUCUUAUUUGGAAUAGUAAAUGACACUAUAGCUAAUUUAAUGAUUGUACAACAGUAAAUAUGUUCUUGUAGUUUUGUAAAUUUAAAUUACUUAAGACCUUGCUGACCAAGUUUAUUGUGCAGAAGAUGGUAUACUAAUCCAUAAUCAAGAUAAUUUAUAUUCUUGCACAUUAAAGACUUUAAUGAAAAGAA